AUGGCGCGCAUCAACCUUCCCCCGCUCACUCGGGGCGUGCUGGCGGCCGUCGUAUUCUUUACGCUGAUAAAUUUCGCACUGCGACCCAACGCCAACCUGGUAGAAAAGAUCGAGAAGCCAAUCAUCGGCGUGGGAAAUGGCGUCCCGUGGCUUACCAUCGUCCCCCGCUAUUCGGUGCCGUGGUAUCCUUGGGUCUUUGCGCUGGCGACAGUGGUGGAGCAGAACCUCCUCGGCCUCAUCACCACCGGACUCACCGUCUUCUAUGGCGGACGCUACCUGGAAAGAGCGUGGGGGUCUCACGAGUUCACCAAGUUCAUGCUCUUCGUGGCCAUGAUCCCCAACAUCCUCGCCUAUCUGCUCUACAUCGUGGGCUACCUGGUCAUGGGCAAGACCUCUUUGAUGCGCACGACCAUCUCUGGUGGCAUUGCCAUCCAGGCCGGCUUCCUCGUCUCCUUCAAGCAGCUCGUCCCCGAACACACCGUUGCCAUCGCAAAGGGCCUCAUCCGCAUGCGCGUCAAGCACUUCCCUGCCAUCUUUCUCCUCACAAACACAAUCUCCGGCAUAAUACUGGGUACUGAGACGGCCAUGUUUCUGGCCUACUUCGGCUUCUUCACUGCCUGGAUCUACCUCCGCUUCUACCGCAUAAGCCCAUCACUAUCGUCCACUGCAACUGGCGACGGCUCUGUCAUCCGCGGCGACGCCUCAGAUACCUUCUCGUUUGCCCACUUCUUCCCAGAGCCCAUACAAACACCCGUUGGCGCCCUCUCCGACGGUAUCUACAACACACUCGUAUCGCUCAAAGUGUGCAUACCCUUCUCGGAUCAGGACAUCGAUGCAGGAAACGAACAGGCGAGCGCCCGGGCUGAAGGGGGUUUACCCAGCAUCAUGAACCCUAACAGCAAGGGUGGUCGAGGAGGAGCCACUCGUGCGGAGGCGGAAAGGAGACGUGCUCUCGCUCUAGAGGCUCUGAACCAGCGCCUGAACGCAGCAGCGUCUCGGGGUCCUAGUGUCGCUGCUCCGUCAGCGCCUUCUGUCUCCGGACCUACCGAGUCACUGGGCGAGACAAACUACGAGCCGGACCGACCAGAAGCACCCGAGAGAUCAGGGGCGUAG
Messenger RNA from Alternaria ventricosa, 1113 nucleotides. RefSeq lists its product as uncharacterized. Lineage: Eukaryota; Fungi; Ascomycota; Dothideomycetes; Pleosporales; Pleosporaceae. The transcript is spliced from 2 exons. The record is from RefSeq and is a predicted model, not a curated record. Gene Ontology annotation, biological process: retrograde vesicle-mediated transport, Golgi to endoplasmic reticulum. Gene Ontology annotation, cellular component: Golgi apparatus; membrane. Bases 1 to 1113 code for a protein of 370 amino acids.